AUGAAGGGUUUUCGCAAGCAGCAGGAGAAGAAGGAGGCGUCUCCGCCGCCUGUGCUCAUGAGUGAGGAGGAGAUCAAGGUCGUCCGUGAUAGCUGGUACCAAGUAAUGCACCCAACCUCAUCAACCCCCCAAAAAUUCAUCAAAACACCCCUCUCCCUCCAACAAGAAUACCCCUUUGCCCCACCCCUCUCCCCAGCCUCCCUUUUCACCUACACCUUCUACUCGAACCUCUUCAUCCUCCACCCAGAACUCCGCUCCAUGUUCUCAAACAUCCACGCACAAUCUGCCGCACUCGCAGGCGUGGUGAGUACGUCCGUGAACAUGUUGAACAAUAUCGAGGCGCUCGCGCCAAAGUUGGAGGCGAUGGGGAGGGCGCAUAGGGAUUUGUAUAAUGUCAAGUCGGAGAUGUAUGAGACUGUGGGGGAGGUGUUGUUGUUGAGUUUGAGGGAGAGGUUGGGGGAGGGGUGGAGUGGGUCGAUAGAGAGUGCGUGGGCUAAACUCUACGGGUUGCUUGCUUCGGCGAUGAUCAAGGCGUCGGAUGCGAAGAAGCGGAAGGGGUUGCGACAACGAACAGGGAGCAGAAACGCUUACCAGUGCGGAGUAAUGUGA
Molecule: messenger RNA, 609 nt
Organism: Saitoella complicata NRRL Y-17804
Lineage: Eukaryota; Fungi; Ascomycota; Saitoellomycetes; Saitoellales; Saitoellaceae
Product: globin-like protein
Exons: 2
Coding region: 1-609 (202 amino acids)
Biological process (GO): cellular response to nitrosative stress; nitric oxide catabolic process
Cellular component (GO): intracellular anatomical structure
Molecular function (GO): heme binding; nitric oxide dioxygenase [NAD(P)H] activity; FAD binding
Source: RefSeq, a predicted model, not a curated record